CCUUGUUGCCAUGGAAAUAUAUUUGUCAAACUGCCGGUGUAUUUACUAUCUAAAAACGCUAAGAAAACAAUUAUAAAUACAUAAAACAUCCUUCAUUGUAAAAAUAGUUCAUGGAUAUGAUAUUUUUCCCCAAAAUUUAAUUUUUCUAUGUGCUACAAAUGCGUUUUAAUAUACAAAAUUAAAACUGAAAAUAUGGCUAAUGUUUUAUCAAUAAAUUCAAAUUUAAUAUGUUUAUUCCGUCUUGUAAAUGUAUUGAACUGUCCCAGUGACCUAAUUUAGGACCCAUAUCUUUGUCAUAUGCGUCUUAAGGAAGUACUACCAAUUGUGAUUGGAUAUAAUCAAGUAUUUAUUUCUGUAAAGAUCUGGUUUUGUGUGUAUUGAAUAGAAGUUUUGUAAGACAGUAAAAAUGGAUAGAAAUAAGGUAUUUAGAGCAGACAGUUGACAAUGGAUGAAUCGUCAGUGAAGGUGUAUGGUAGAGUAUCAAAAAAAUGCACAGCGAAAUUCAGCCCACCCAAGCUGACAUUAUCAGGAAACUUUACAAAGGAUAGCAAGCUGUUUGAUAUCUCUGCACCAUUGAAGGAACGGCGCGAGAGCAUGCGCCAGGAUAUCUUGGAGGCAGUCAUGAAGAAAACUGGAGAGGUGAUAAGUCAGCGUGAGGAUGAUAUGUAUGAGGAUCCGAGGGAUGUUAUAGUGACAGAAAAACCAGCAAAACCACCUAGAAAGAGGAAUGUUCAAGGCAUAGCUGUGAGUUCUCCAAGACAGAGCAAAGAAGGAAAGUCUCUUCUUAAAGAACAGAAGAAGAAGUUAACAAAGAAGUAUGAGAGUUUGAUUACAGCAUUGAUGGAAAGAUGUGAAGAGAAUGUACUGGUGAUUUCAGAAAGAGAUGCUCACAUAACAAAAUUGCGGGAGAAAUUGAAAAGCGUAUUGGAAUACAACAAGCUGUUUGCAGAAGAGAAUGAUCAAUUAAGGAAUCAAUACUCAACUCUAGUCAAAUACGUGGAAGAGUGUAAGACAGUGAUCAAAGAAGAAAGAGAGAAGAAUAGGGAUUUGGAAGAGAGAGUUAAGAAGUUCGAAGUUCCUGAUAGGGAUGGAUAUCCGGAGCCGUCCACAGCUAUACCGCUAGUGGAAGUGUGCAUGAGCUGCAGUAGCCGACAGAUAAUACUCAACCAGGCGAGGGAGCAAAACACGAGAUUACAAAAAGACAUGCAGGCUCUGAAGGAUGUCUUGUACAGACUAAAUGUCCAACUAUCACGCUAUCAAGAGAAACUUCGAAGUCAAGGCACUUCUAAGGGGGAUGGGAAAACUGAAUUCAAACUACGCGACAAAUACGACGGUCUGGAUUCACUUAUCAAUGCCAGCUUAGGAUAUAAAGCAGAGACAGGCACUACAGACGAAGCCCAGUCACAGAAGAGCGAAGAACAACCCACCACUGCAAGGCUUGUAGAUCUAUCUGGAUUGCUGAGUGCUCAGGCGAUAGCACCCCUAUUCGACGCCUAUCAAGAAAACCUCCAAGAAAAAGACAGUCUUAUCCACGAUUACGAAAAGCAAUUCGAAAAUAUGAACAAAAAGUCCAAACAAAUAGUUUCUGAGAAUAAAACGCUGGCUGAUAGAGUAAAUAAUUUGGAGGAAGAGUUGGCGCAAGCGAGACAGAACUAUAAGAAGAUGCUUGUUGAGAAAGAGACGGCUGAUAUCGAAAAGGCGACGUUGGUCGAACGAGCGGAGAAAGCCGAGAUGAAAUUGAAGGAGGUCUACGAGUUAUAUGAAGACAAAAUGUCGGCCAUGAUGCGCGACUACGAGACGGUGCACCGCGAGUACUUCAGCGUGAAGAGCGCGCUGGAGACGGCGGAGGGCGAGCUCGGCGCCGCCCGCGUGCUGCGCGCGCGCACCGUGCCCGCCGACCUGCACGAGCGCCGCCUCGACCACUGCAAGCGGCUUCUAGAAGAAUUAAAGCAUCAAUACAACAUGGAGUCGGAAAGGAAAUCGGAGCAAACAGCGAAACUUCAAGAGCAGUUGAAGGUCGUCGAAGAGAAAUAUACGACGCUUUGCACAGAACACCAGAAAACCAAAGAUGAGCUUGAAGCCGCGCUGAAGAAUGUUAGGUUGUACCGCAAGGCGGCGGUGAUAUUCCGGCAGCGGCUGAAGUCCCGCAGCGCGCGCCACUCGCGCGUGCGCAGUGCGGCCGCCCACCCCGCGCCGCUCGCGCACGCGCUGCACGCGCUGCACAGCAUCAGACACGAGAUCAAGAUGGUGAAAUCCCGCGCGUACACGUCGCUAGAGGAGUUGGAGCGUCGCAUAGUGGAGCAGGAGCGCAGAGCUGCGCACGCGCAUGUAGAGUACAAGCGCGAGCUGGACCGCGCCGCGCUGGCGCUCGAACACAAGGAGGCCAUCAUCCGCAGCCUCAUCGACAAGGUCGCUGACGUGGAGGAAGUCAGAUUGAGUCAAACUAACACGCACAGGUUGCAAGGUAUAGUGUCGGAUUCUUCGCCCGAGGGAGUGUCCCCGAAACUCGAGCGGAAAGAGUCGAAGACCAGCGUGAAGUUAGUGCCGGGGUCUGGCGGGUACUUCCAGGAGAAGAGGAAAGGAAAAUAGACUUUAUGAAGUAGGGGCCAGAAUGUUAUUAAAGUGGAUUAUUGAAUAAAGCAACAUUGAUUUGAA
Manduca sexta (tobacco hornworm) is the source of this 2655-nucleotide messenger RNA. RefSeq names its product protein Cep89 homolog (gene Cep89). The coding region runs from base 445 to 2589 and encodes 714 amino acids. The record is from RefSeq and is a predicted model, not a curated record. Gene Ontology annotation, biological process: mitochondrion organization; cilium assembly; chemical synaptic transmission. The transcript has 13 exons. Gene Ontology annotation, cellular component: ciliary transition fiber; centriole. NCBI's taxonomy places the organism in Eukaryota, Metazoa, Arthropoda, Insecta, Lepidoptera, Sphingidae.